AUGGUCCCAUGGCUGCACAGCGCCUGCCUCGCCACCGCCACGGCACCUCCGGUUCAGGUGGGAGCAAAGCCCCUCGGGCUGACCGAGUUGCACUGUGCGGAGCAGCUGCUGCCUGUGUGCAACUUUGAUGACUUCAGCUUAGAAGAUGCACUCGAACCUACAAAGAAACUUCCUGCGUCUCAGAAGCCUGCAUCACAUGACGAUGGCUUUAGCUUGGAAGAUGCUGUUGACCCUGGUGACCCCAAGCAAGAUCCACCUGCACGUCCUGGAGACACUGAUAAUCCCAAGCAAGGUCCACCUGCACAUCCUAAAGACACUGGCAGCAUUGACGAUUCAGAUCUAUAUGAUGGCAGUUUACCAGGAGGACGAGAUCGUGGCGGCAGCGAUGGACGAAAGGACUCAAAUCCAAGUAAUGGUGGAGAAUCUGAGGCUUCUCAGGGAGCAGUAGCUGGAAUUAUAAGCGCUGUGGUUGCUACUGUAAUUGGAGCAGUAUCUAGCUUCAUUGCUUACCAGAAGAAGAAACUGUGUUUCAAACAAAGCGCAGAUCAAGAGAAUGUGAAUAUGGAAAGCCAUCGUGGAGCACAAUCUGAGCCACCUGUACAGCGCACGCUUCUGGAGAACUAAACCAAGGAAAACAUGAUGGAGAACAGACCAUUAAAACUGGAUAGAGAGCCUGAUUUCUGCCUGAGAAAAAAAAAAAAAGGAAACCAAAAACCAUAGUGUAAACAACAGAGUCUGAAGUUGAAUGAGAAAA
This is a messenger RNA of Struthio camelus australis, 754 nucleotides long. Lineage: Eukaryota; Metazoa; Chordata; Aves; Struthioniformes; Struthionidae. The record is from RefSeq and is a predicted model, not a curated record.